CCGAUAAGAUUGAAAAUUGCACAUAUGCAGAACGUGUACGGUAUACAUAUUCUGAAUAUUUUGUGAACCUAGUGUUGUAUAUAUCAGUAAUUUUUGCUACGUUUGAAUACUAUUGAUAACUGCCGCGAUCUUGUUGACAAGAUUACAAGCAGUCUCUUGUGCGUACUUAUUUAAUUUCUUAUCGUGCACGAAAGACAUAAUCAACACGCUAGACAUGUCCGCAGUGAUUCACGAUAAGUGAAGUUCUCGUAUAAGUAGCACGAUAAUUACUUUCAUCUUGCAAUUAAUUUGCUUUAUACUCCUUAAUGAUUGAUAAUAAAAACUGUAGCGUCGUAUAUCUUGUUUUACUGUCUCUAACGCGAACAUAUGUCAGCUGUCACAUCAAAUGAUUCAAUAUUAUAAUACAUUUGUCGUAUUUGUGAAAGCAGUAUUAGCAGAAGCAAGAAUGAAGUUGACAUGAAGUUAAUAUUUUGUAAUGCUACUUCUUGUAACUGUCCGUUACGGUACAAUUGUACAAUCAUAUUAGUGAGAUGACAAUUGUAUAUAAUUAAACUACACAAAAGAAGAGUAAUCGUUAAAUGUUAAACUGUGAGUUUAUUAAUUAUGGCAACUGUAGGAGAAAUGCAACUUUCCCAAAUGGGAAAUGAACCCAUGGAUAACUUGUAUCUUGCAUUAAUACAAUGCUUUGCUAUUAUAUUAUGCGGAUAUAUUGCUGGAAGAUUCGAUAUCAUCACAAGAAUAGAAGGAAAUGGCUUGAACACCUUUGUAGGAACAUUUGCUCUACCAUCCUUAAUUUUCACAUCAUUAGCAAAACUUGACUUCUCUUUAGUAAAUUGGAAAUUCUUACUCGCGGUUCUGCUAGCAAAGAGUUGCAUUUUUGUUGUUGUUCUUGCUGUAUCUCUAGCUAUUAAAAGACCCUCCAAUCCAGGUUGUGCUGCACUGUUUGCAAUAUUUACCACUCAGAGUAACGAUUUUGCUAUAGGUUAUCCUAUGAUUGCUGCAUUGUAUGGAAAAGUACACCCCGAAUAUGCUGCAUACCUUUAUCUAAUGGCACCUAUAUCGUUAGCUAUUUUGAACCCAAUUGGUUUUGUAUUAUUGGAAAUUGGCAAGCGCCAGAAUGAAGAGCAUAGAAACUACAAAAAUAUGAUUUACUCUAUAAUGAAGGGGAUUGUAUUAAAUCCAAUACUUCUCAUGACUGUACUUGGAAUAGUGGGAAAUCUUAUUUUCAGUCAUGUAAUACCGUGUGUACUUGCUACUGUUUUAGAUGUAUUUGGCAAUGCAUUCUCUGCUAGUGCACUUUUUCUGCUUGGUUUAAUGAUGGUUGGGAAAGUGCACAAUUUGAAGGGCACUGCUUUGGUUAUACCAAGCAUAUUGAUAUCUGUGAAACUGUUGGUGCUUCCAUUGGUCAUAAGAGAAUCUAUUAUUUUGUUGGAUGCUGGAGAGAAUGUUACAGACACCCAAGACCUGAGUACAUACGGGUUUUUGUACGGAACUAUACCAACAGCUCCAGCUUUAUUCAUUUUCACUCUUCGAUACAAUCUUGAAACUGACUUGAUAGCAUCAGCAAUGGUUGCUUGUACAUUUAUUUCUGCACCACUUAUGUUUGUGUCAGCGAAAUUAAUUGAUGCAGUUUCUGCUGGAGUUACACCAGUAAAUUAUGUACAUCAUCUGAAUGUAUUCUCCUUCGAUGUGAGCAUUGCUUCAAUAAUAGUUUGCAUAUGGUUGAUAAUUUGUUUUGUAGGAUUGAAAAGAAAGAAGUAUAAAUGUGUUACUCAUCGAUGCACAUUGUGCAUUGUAGUUGCACAGCUAGCCACAGCUAUAGGUGUGAUCAUCUGGACCAAACUUGACGAACAUAGCAAUGGGUCACUCUUAUGGUACAUCCAAUUCAUUUUAAUAACCACUGGUGUUUACGCAUGUCGCAUGUGGACAAUGGCCAUAGCAGCAACCUUAUUGUACCUAAGUUCUCGUUCUUUGAACUUUGUCAAGAACAUGCAGAAAUGGUUUUUUCCUGUUGCAUGGGGGAUUCCACUUUUAAUAGCAAUUACAUUGUGUAGCACAUUAAGUCCAAAGCAAAUAGUAGUUGACUUCAGGAACCCUAACUUUCAACUUGGUAGAACCCAAGCUGCCACAUCUACGCUCGUGUUAAUAUUUUGUUUUAUAGUGACCUUGGGGUGUUUGAUUCUACAACAGAGAUACCAGCGUCAACACGUCUCAGCGUCUUACAGAAAUUUAACAGGCAAUAUAGAAAAUUCCGCAGAUGACAGUACCGAAAGACGCGUAGUAGACGUCGAGGAUUUAGUUUCGCCUACCUCCAGCACCCCAAUUAUUGGCUGUGAAUAUUCGGAAAGCUGUCCGAAUGGCGUAUGCAGAGGUAACAAUAACGAAAUUAAUGACUGCGAUUUGUAUCUGCUGAACGAACGCGACGCAGCAGACGAUCCGCAAAUACUUCGACAUCUAGUAUUUCUCAUUUUGCUUCUAUGCUCUAUGUUUAUUGGCUUAUCUAUAUCGAUUGGGACACUAAUUAUGGAACAAUUGACGGGAGUUUACGCGGAACUGACAUUCUUGGACGUUGCUUUGAACUUUGGCCAAUCAUUAAUCGCAUUUGCUAUCUUCGGCUUGGACCCUGGCCUAGGGAAACUGGGCUGCUGGUUCAGAAAAAUGUGCCGGGAAUGGCGUGUCGGGAAAGAAUUGCAGUUACCACAUGAAGAUGAGCUAAGCACAGAGGUAAAGAUGAUCCGGGAACAAUUCAACCGAUGCCACUUAGCCGAGUGUCGAGCUCGUAUUGCCUUCUGUCGCAGGCGCAUGUUAAAGAUGUACAAAGGUGUUUUCACCGGAACUGAUUUAGUUAAUUGGCUACUCGAAGCUGGCAUUGCACAAGAUAGAAAUGAAGCAGUUCGAUACGGUCGUAGCUUGUUAGAUAGCAGAGUAUUACAACAUAUUGAUGGUACUUCUCACUUCAAUGAUGAGAAUAUUCUUUACAUUUUUAACGCCUAAAGCCAAAUAGGUUUCAUGAAUUUUAGAUUCAUUUCAGUAGUUCCAUUUUGAAAUUAAUUUAUUUAUUUUUUAGAAUGUUAUAUGAUGUAAAAUAUUUUUAUAAUAUUUAUUUUUGUCUUAGACGCAGAUUUAAUAAUUCAUUGCGAGUACGUACAUGUGAGAUUAUUUAGUUCCUUUCGUUAUCGAACAAAUUAAUUUACUGUAGCAAUUUUUACAUAUCUACGAAGGAAUUUCUAUGUUGUAUGUUGUGCAUAUAUACACAUUUAUAUAUACGUUUGUUGAAUCCUCUUGUAUGAAAUUCGAGGGUGUAUUUUGAUCUCGUGUAACAAUUAUAUCUGUCAUAUAUAUUUUAUUAUAAAAUCAGA
Megalopta genalis is the source of this 3359-nucleotide messenger RNA. It is a transcript of the gene anchor, whose product is annotated as integral membrane protein GPR155 homolog anchor. NCBI's taxonomy places the organism in Eukaryota, Metazoa, Arthropoda, Insecta, Hymenoptera, Halictidae. The record is from RefSeq and is a predicted model, not a curated record. Gene Ontology annotation, biological process: negative regulation of BMP signaling pathway; intracellular signal transduction; transmembrane transport. Gene Ontology annotation, cellular component: membrane.